Messenger RNA from Camponotus floridanus (Florida carpenter ant), 3009 nucleotides. RefSeq lists its product as uncharacterized. The transcript has 4 exons. Lineage: Eukaryota; Metazoa; Arthropoda; Insecta; Hymenoptera; Formicidae. Gene Ontology annotation, biological process: DNA integration. Gene Ontology annotation, molecular function: nucleic acid binding. Bases 1 to 3009 code for a protein of 1002 amino acids. The record is from RefSeq and is a predicted model, not a curated record.
AUGCUCUCGGGAAUUUACCGACUGAAUAAAUCCGAGAUUACUACUAGAUUAUCCGCGGCCGGGUUAGACACCACCGGGAACUUUGAUAUCGUCCGCCAACGUCUUCGGGACCACAUUAUCGCUGAAAACGCCGAGAUGGCAAAAUCCGGAAACGAUCGUUACCUGAGCGUGCCCAGUACCCCGGAACCACCAGUAGAAGACUCGGCCCCGAUUCUAAAUCAAAUGCGUAAAUGUGGCCUGCACUUUGACGGGAAAGACCUCCUCUCGUUCCUCGAACGGGUGGAGGAACUUAAUACGGCCUACGGCUACGAAGGGUCACGUUUAUUAACCGGACUACCUGAAUUGUUACGUGGCGACGCGCUUUUGUGGUAUAGAAAUUGUCGAUCCUCCUGGAACACGUGGGAACAAUUCUGCGAGGAAUUAAAAGACCACUACGGGGGCUACACUACCCAAGAACAAAUCGACCAGCUCUACGAAAAUGCCAAUCCGGAAUUCCAGCUCUACGCGCGAAUUGACGAGAUUACCACGAUAUCCGAGCUUUUCCGUCGGGCCGCGGAGACAAUUAUCACGAGACAAUUGAUCAACGCCGCAAAGAUAGUGCCAAGGAAACUAAGAAAGCUCCUGAAGCCAGUGUGGCCACCGUACUGUAUGAUCGGAACAUGUGUUGCUGGCGCUGUAAACAGCGGGGGCAUACUCGCCUCGACUGUGCAUGCUCAGGGGGUCGCGAUAUGGGCACUACUUGACUCCGGAUCCGAAAUCUCGUUCAUCAGCGAUGAAACUGCGAAAAGAAUGGAGGCAGCCGGGCGACCGGUACUAGACGUGGACGAACCUAUAAUACUGGCCGACGGCACCGAGGCCACGGUAAAAGCCGUCGCCGAACUCACGGUAAGGGUCGGAGGAAUCGGGGUUGACCAUAGGUUCCGGGUCAUGCCGGCUUCCCGAAGUGCCAUGCUCAUUGGCACGGAUCUAUGGGCCAAAUUAGGAAUGACUAUACCGGCCCCGCCGCGCGAUCAAGUCGCACCUACCCCGCAGGUAUCGACUAUCACCGGCAAUAUCUCGGCGGGAAUUGCUCCCAGAUCUGAAACAGAGGACCGACAAUUUAGACAAUUUCUCGAGAGAGAACUGCGGAAAUUCAGGUCAAUCCGAGGUCCUACCGACCGUGUCGCGCACACUAUCCGCUUAAAACUCGGCCUACCGAUUAAGCAGAGAUACCGCCCCAGAAACCCGGCCAUGCAAGCCGUGAUAAACACCGAGGUAGAUAAGAUGCUGGAAGCCGGAGUAAUAGAACCCUCCAAUAGUGCGUGGAGCUCCCCGGUGGUCUUGGUGAGAAAGAAGGACGGGGCUUUUCGGUUCUGUAUUGACUUCCGGAAAUUGAACCAGGCUUCGGAGAAAGACGCCUAUCCUCUGCCGCAUAUCACGGCCACACUGGAUAAGCUAAGGGGGGCGAAGUACCUGUCGACUUUAGACCUUAAAGACGGGUAUUGGCAGGUACCUCUCGAUCCGGAUAGCCGACCUGCUACCGCGUUUACAAUACCCGGGCGGGGUCUCUUACAGUUCCGCAUAAUGCCGUUCGGCCUUCAUUCGGCACCCGCCACUUUCCAGCGACUUCUAGACAACGUAGGCCCAGACCUAGACCUCCACGUACUCGUAUACCUGGACGAUAUUAUCAUCGUCAGUCGAACAUUUAAAGAGCACCUGACGCAUCUGAAGGAAGUUUUCCGGCGAUUACGACAAACUCGGUUACAGCUGAAUGUCGAUAAGUGCCAUUUCUGUAGAGACCGUUUAAAGUAUCUAGGUCAUAUUGUAGACCAAGAAGGGAUCCGUACCGACCCGGAUAAAAUGAGCGCUAUUAAGAAUUGGCCCGCGCCGACCACCGUCCGCCAAGUUCGACAGUUUCUGGGGAUGGCCUCAUGGUAUCGAAGAUUCGUACCGAACUUUUCGGCCAUCGCGGCCCCAAUAACGCGUCUCACGCGGAAAAACACCCGAUUAACCUGGGCCGGCGAAGAGCAAAACGCUUUCCAACGACUAAAAGACAUGCUCACUACGGCCCCGGUCUUAGCAUGCCCAGAUUUUAACCGACCUUUUAUCCUGCAAACUGAUGCCAGUACCCAGGGUCUAGGCGCCGCCCAAAACCUAGAGCAGGGGGAACGCGUAAUUGCCUACGCGAGUAGGACGUUAAAUCAGGCCGAGAAAAAUUACAGUGCCACCGAAUUAGAGUGCCUAGCCGUAGUGUGGGCAAUUCGCCGAAUGAGAGAUUACCUCGAAGGAUACCGGUUCACGGUAGUCACUGACCACCAAUCGUUGAAGUGGCUACAGCGACUCGAAGCUCCUACCGGUCGCCUGGGAAGAUGGGUAUUCGAACUACAGCAGUUCGACUUCGACAUCCGAUACCGAAAAGGGGCUCUUAAUAAAGUAGCCGAUGCGCUGUCUCGACAGCCUGAAAGUAGCGCGGUUCAGAAGGCUAAAGGGUGUCCAUGGUACCAACGAAUUAGUAAAGGCGUUCGAAAGAACCCGUUAGAUUACCCAGACUUCCGGUUGCAGGAGGGCAAGCUUUACCACCACCUCCUGCAUAGCCUGGAUUUCCAUGAGACUCCCGCCCACGAGCAGUGGAAACGCUGUGCCGCUCACAAGGUCGCUCAGCAGCUACCCGCAGGACGGCUACACGCGACAAAUAUAGACGCUCCCUGGCAACAGGUCUCGAUAGACUUGGUAGGCCCACUGCCACGCUCCACCCGAGGGCAUACCUGGCUACUCUCAGCACAGAACCGUUCCUCGAAGUGGCUGGAGUUAGUCCUGUUGCGUCAAGCAACCGCCGACAACGUAACUCGGGAAGUCACAAAUCGCGUGAUAUAUCGCCACGGGUGUCCCGACAUAGUAGUAUCGGAUAAUGGCACGCAGUUCAAGUCGCGUCCCUUUCAGGAUCUGCUAAAAGCAUUCGGUAUCACUCAUCACACUGCACCGGCCUAUACCCUGCAAUGUAACUCUGGAAAGGGCCAACCAAACGAUUAA